This is a messenger RNA of Necator americanus (New World hookworm), 237 nucleotides long. RefSeq lists its product as uncharacterized. Lineage: Eukaryota; Metazoa; Nematoda; Chromadorea; Rhabditida; Ancylostomatidae. Bases 1 to 237 code for a protein of 78 amino acids. The record is from RefSeq and is a predicted model, not a curated record. The transcript has a single exon.
AUGGCUUCACUUGUCUUCGUGCAGCAUGAAAAGCUCGCUCACCACGCCCCACAAUAUCGACUGGGCCCCAGACGGAAUUGCCUGACAUCGCGGGCGGGUGGCGGUCUUUCGUCGGUUGUCCGGGACGCGGGGCGGGGUGAUCGGCGCCGGUCCAUCGCGGGUGCGCCCAGCUGGCGUGAGGUCGUCGUCGUGCUACGAGAGAAGACUCUACGGGAGUCGAUGGACAUUGACGGAUAG